AUGCCGCCAGGCUUCUACUAUGGCGACUGGUACGUAUCCUACAGCUCCAACAAGAAGUACAUGGCCCUGGACAACCUCAUAUGGAGCCUCUCGCCCACUCUACCCACCUGCGGUCUCGCGUCGAACUCAACGCCCGCUGAAUGCCCGCUCGGCACCUACCCCGGCCAGCUGGCCGACCUCUCGACAUGGACCUUGAACGGUACGCACAAAUUGUACUCAGCUUUCGGAUACGACACCCCACGCCGCAUUAACAACGCUUCUCUCGGGCGAGGCUGGGUCGAUACGUGGGACACGGUGGGCAACGGUGCACUGUCGUAUUUCGUUAACGGGUGGCAGAUCUUGGCGUGGGGCUUUGAUGGUAAUAGUAACGGGUGGAUGCUGAAUUACGAGAUCGCUGUUUUGGCGGAUGAUACGCCGGCUUGUUUGGAUAUCCUAAGUAGAGUUGCGGAGGGUCCGGAUAGAGGGACUGUGGCGAGGAUUUUGAGGGCGGUGGAAAGGCUGGGUAAUGAAGAAUUAAAGGUGUUGAAGGGGGAGGUGAGGAGGAUGAGGGUUGAUGGGGCGCGAAAGGGUUUGGAUCCGUUUGUUUGCGGGCCGGAUUGCACGAAUAAUACUGAUGUUGGGAAUGCUGGGAAUAUCUGA
Molecule: messenger RNA, 639 nt
Organism: Didymosphaeria variabile
Lineage: Eukaryota; Fungi; Ascomycota; Dothideomycetes; Pleosporales; Didymosphaeriaceae
Exons: 1
Coding region: 1-639 (212 amino acids)
Source: RefSeq, a predicted model, not a curated record